UCCACAAAUUUAGCGAGGGUUGAGAAAGCUGACGAGUCGUGGUCGAAUUUAAAAUGACCCGAAGCUAAUGUUUAAGAAAAAAUUCAAAUAUCCGUAUUCCCUUAACAGUUCAUGAAUCGCAAUUUUCUAAUAAACCAGAGUUUGAUGAGUGAAAUUGCAUGCUCUCAUCUCUUUCCGCGAAGUGUUGAUAUAUUGUAUAUUUACUGUUUGAAAUGAGCUUUGGUUCGUAGCAGGAUUGAGUGUUUGAUGAAGCUUUUUCUCAAGAGUUUGAUGGUAGAAAAUGAUGUUGCGAUAAAGCCCCUGUCACUGAUCUCCAGAUCAGAGCGUAAUGCGGGAGCAGAUGAGGAAGGGGUUUACUUGAUGGAUGCGACUUACGAGAAAGACUUUACUGUAAGGAACAGCGGGAAAAGCUUUUUUCUAGUUUGGAAGGUGAUGCAAAUCUGCUAUCAAUUGCUUGGGAUUGGAAAACAAGCGACUCAAAGGGAAAUAUUCUACAAUAUUCUAUCAACAUCGAGCUCUUACAUUACAAGCCAGAAUCAAGUAAACAGUGCUAUCCAAGAUGCUGUGGCAGUUCUGCUUUGUACUCGUCGGAGCCUUGGCAUUCUGGCUUCAAGUAAAGGUGCCGUGGUUGGUCGACUUGUGAUCAAGGAGCAUGGUGGAGAUACGGUCGAUUGUAGCAACUUAGGAUCAAGCUCAUAUCCUAUCAGCGCGGACAUGAAUAUGAAACAACAUUUUUACUCGGAUGCAAGAUAUAUACUUGUGAUCGAGAAGGAUGCCAUUUUUCAAAGAUUGGUGGAAGAGCGCUUCUUCCUUAAAGUUCCAUGCAUAAUCAUGACAGCAAAAGGCUUUCCUGACUUGGCAUCCAGAGCAUUAUUGCAUCGACUGCACCAAGAAUUUCCGAGCAUGCUUAUUUUCGCUCUCGUGGACUGGAAUCCAGCAGGUCUGGCCAUUAUUUGUACAUACAGAUUUGGGAGCAUUAGAAUGGGGUUGGAGGCACCACGUUACGUUUGCGAUGUCAAGUGGCUUGGGUUGCGCAAUCGAGACGCUCUCACCUACGUGCCAGCAACUGCUUUUACGAGCCUUACAGACAGAGAUAUGACGCAGGCAAGGAGCUUGCUUGCUUCGAAGAUGCUCCAGAACCACAAGCAGUACAAGCAGGAGAUACUCGAAAUGCUUACUUUCGGACAAAAAGCUGAAAUUGAGGCAUUAUAUGCUCAUGGCUAUGAGUUCCUCGCCAAGUUCAUUACUAAGAAAAUCGUACGUCAAGAUUUCAUCUAACUUCUUUGAAGAUAUUUUUGGCGCGUUUGCUUGGUUCUCAUUUAUCCACAUUCUUCCUGUUGUCACUAAGGAAGCCCACACUGUGCUGUAGUCGGUGGAUAGCCUAAAUGAAGAAAGAAAAUUAGUUCAAUUUGCCAUAUAAGGAUGGACAUGGUUGCAAACUUCGCGGAUUCUUAAAAUACACAUCCAGAAAUUAGUGACCCUGAAUCGAGUGCAACUUUUAAGGAUUCCCUUUUAAGUUCGAGUUUCUCCUGAAAGUGUCAACUCGCCUAUGUUCAGCUAUUGUAAAAAUAGCGAAGAAUUUAAGCUCGGAGUUCCAAAGUGCAACUUGUUAACGACGCAAACUUGUCAAAAUAUCAACCGCAAUGUCUUCCUACAGUUCACUGAAUCGCUGCGGUACUUACACAGCGGAAACGGUGUACUGAAGUAUGAUUGUUGGUUAGUGAGUAGCUUACCCGAGAAGUUAGCGGAUUCAGAGGUUUUGAAUUUGAUGUCUGUCAAAUACUCCUACAAUUGAGCUAGUGUUGAGAAUUCCAAGAGCUGCGAAAGGUCUUUGAGGUAAACUUUGAAGCUUUCCACUCCUUUAGAGUUACCUAACAAAACCACCAUAUAUUCCAUAAUCAAUAUACUUUAAAGUA
Physcomitrium patens is the source of this 1916-nucleotide messenger RNA. The record is from RefSeq and is a predicted model, not a curated record. Lineage: Eukaryota; Viridiplantae; Streptophyta; Bryopsida; Funariales; Funariaceae.